Chlamydomonas reinhardtii is the source of this 1381-nucleotide messenger RNA. RefSeq lists its product as uncharacterized. The coding region runs from base 53 to 364 and encodes 103 amino acids. The record is from RefSeq and is a predicted model, not a curated record. NCBI's taxonomy places the organism in Eukaryota, Viridiplantae, Chlorophyta, Chlorophyceae, Chlamydomonadales, Chlamydomonadaceae. The transcript is spliced from 2 exons.
UCUCAACCAGUUCAAACAAUAUCAGUUCGUUAUAGCUUAUCAUAACAUAACUAUGGCAACGGCAAAUCCCCUACACGCGCACCGCUACGCGCCCGCUGCUGCUCCAGCACAACAAGUGGUCACAGUCACGCACACGCACAUGACAGCUACCUCGGCGCCACUAUGCUUCGAAUGCGGCAGCGCCAACCCUUGCCACUGCAAGAUGUUCGGUCCGCUGCUGGGCUUCGUUGUUGGCGUGUGUGUUGCAACCGUGGCCUACCCCAUCGGUGGAUGCCUGUGGUGCGUGAAUCGGCCGACCUCUACGCGGUUGCUGGCAGCGCCGGCGGACAUAUACCACCUCACCAACGCGACGAUACCCAUCUAAGCUAGGCUGGCAAGACAGCGUUCUGUUAUGCGGUAGAGGGUCGCAGCGCUGUCGGAGCUCGGGCAGCAGCUUUGGUUUGAGCUCGGGCGGAGUGUGUCAGGCUAGUAGGGACUAGUGCUAAAUUAAAGACUCGCGAGAUUCGUAAAUUAUCAUGACACACUGGUGUAUACACGCAUACCGGUACCGCUUGCCGUCAGACAUGUGCUUCAAGACCAGGGCACGGGCAGGCAAGGUCCAUGCCACGCGACGUGUCAAGGCUGGAACAAAUAAAUACCUUGAUCUUGACGCAACAGUAUUGCGACCUGGUAGGCUGAGUGACGACCGGAAAUGAAAGGGCUGUUUCCAUUUAGUGGGACUGAGCAAUCCGGCUGUAACCAGGGCUGCACAGCACGGACAGGGGAACCCCUGCGCACGAGUGUACUCUGGCUGUAAUAUCUUCCCUUUCGACAAUCGUGCGAUGCCUGGAUGCAACGCUGCAAGUAUACAGUCCUCUUGAUGCGUGCUCAAAAGGAAUGAGAACCGGCAACAGAAAGGUAACAUGUGAAUGCGCUACUGACUGCCUACUCUCGUGCCACCACUCCGCCGUCCGCUCUGGUCUACGUACGCAUUCGUUCCCACCACACUCGUCAUUAAUUAGAAAGCUCUGGCAGAUGGGCACUGGACAUGCCAGCCCAUGUCAGUCGUUUGCCGUGGGGAAAGGCGACCGAGCCGGCAGUUAGAACACGAUAUGUUAAGGGCUCCCACGCGUAUACGUGUCCAUGGAGCCAGAGCGGGGGGAGGGUGCGUCUGUGGGGACGGCGGGUGGGUGAGAUGCCAUCCUGUUAAGGACCGCGAGCAUGAAUGUUAAGCGAGUGUGUAAGUAUGAUGACACUAGCUUGCUGGGCCAAGGGCGGGUCAUGGCAACUUGGAAACGAGCGAGGAGCUCGGGCUGUGAUUGAAAACAUUCUUUGCCGUAAGCUGCAAGACCACCGCUCGUGUGUAAGUCGGUGACAUGAUGAAGACAAGCACGAAUAAAUU